AUGAAACGACUAAUCAGAAAUUACGAAACAAUCAUCCCUAUGUUGGAACAAGCCCCCGAAGUUCAACAGAAGUACCUGGUGCAGCAUGAAGAGUUCGUCGACCGUUUCCACAAAAUAACCAUCGACUGGAAGAAAAAGAAACCAGUAGUAACAACAAGUAUGGCAAGCCCCAUACUUCAAGUAGCAGCUCCAAGUGGAAACAAUACACCUCCAAGCACAAUUACUCCACCGAUGAAUGCGAUGCAACUGCAAGUACCUUCAAUCCCGUGGAACAUUUCACAUCUGUUACCACGGAUAGAAAUCACCAAGUUUGAUGGAGAUCUUAGCAAAUGGGAGGAUUGGUGGGCAAUUUUUCGCACACUGAUCCACGAGAAUCCGUCAAUGAGACCCAUCGAGAAAUUCAGCAGACUGAAGUUGCAUUUAACGGAGGACGCAGCUGGUGCGAUAUCGUACUUGGAUCUGACAGACAACAAUUAUAUCAAAGCAAUAGAUAUUUUGACUGGGAAAUACAACAAGCCGAGAUCGGUAAAAGCAGACCAUUAUAUUGCCAUUACAGAACUUCCAAGAGUAGAACAUCAAGAAGACUUUAAAGGACUACGGAAACUACAUGACAAGGCAAUGGGCCAUGCUUUAAACCUCAACAAUUUAGACCAACAAACAGCUCAGAAUGAAGCAAUUAUGGAAAUCUUGACAAGAAAACUGCCAAUUGAACUAAAAUCUCGAUGGCAUGUUUUAUCUCCACAAAAGUUGCUGACCGGAAGACAACCUGGAGCUACAUCAGAGUCACCCGACUCAACGAAGAUGAGCCGUGAUGACCUCAUCGAACUGGACAAGCAGAGGAGCGAACACGCCUUAACAUGGUGGAGGCUGUGGCAAGAGUCAUACCUGUCUGAUCUUAAGCGAUUUCACUGUCGCAAGGGAAAGGGCACCAGAAUUCCGCGUGUUGGCGAAAUCGUCCUGCUAAAAGAACCUAACAUCAAACGUGUUUCGUGGCCGACAGCUAUUGUUACAGGAGUGAUACCUGGAAACGACGCCAAGGUGCGAGCGGUUGUUUUACGACUACGUUCGGGUAAGGAAACCACCAGGAGCAUCCAGACUGUCUAUCCAUUAGAAGUUCAAGCCGAUAUCGACACGCCCGUCGAUGAUACCGAAAUCGGCACAGUGGAGAAGACUACGUCUACAAGAAAGAAGAAUCCGCUCCAUACUUGGGCAUGCAAUGAAUAUAGUACUGAUAAGAAAUCCCAACCCUUUCAAAAUCGCAUCAGAAAAUCAGUUACAAAAGACGUAGAGUUUUUACUAAACAGCCCAAUCACAGAUACAGAAUCUGGAAAAAGACUCUAUAGUAUCUCUUAUGCGUGGGGACCAUUAAGACUUGGCCAUCCUAAAAUUAUACAAACAAUCGAAUCAGGAAUAUUGGUUGAAAAAGACACUAUUGUCUACAUUUUCUAUAAUUCGUCCAAACCCACUAACCAGUUAACAAUACACCACCAAUUUGAUAUUGAUGACCAACUCCCUCUGGGCACUGACCUAGAAUAUAUUGUCGACCAAACCAUAAGAAUCCAAAAAACUGACUCCUGUAUCACAACAACUGACGCAAACCAAAUCAUCGCUGAAAAAUGUUCAGAAAAAACAACGCGAUGGAUAUUGGAUAUGUUAAAUUAUCAACUCAUAUCCCAAGAGAAACAUCUAUGCCUCACAGUUAAAACGCAAAACGAGACCAAAAUAAACACACCAACAAAUACACUGGAGCUUGUCAGAUGCAGCAGACCAGAAAACAUGGACGAAAAUCAACGGUGGGUUUUCGGGACCAUCAACACAAAUCCAGAAAUCUUAGAAAAUUUUCCGGAAACAUCGAUCGACGAACUGGAAGAAAUUCAACUAGAACAACGAAGGACAAUGACCACUACCAUUAAUUCACCAAUAUUUGGAGGAUUGAUAAAAUUUUACCACGGCAAAGGAAAUAUAAUUUGGGACCUGAUCAACUGGGGGUUACUAAAAAGCGGAAAGCCACCAAACGAAAAAUGUGUCACAUACAAUGGCUUAGCAAACGUAUUAACAUUGGAAACCUGUGACCCAAAUUGGACACAAUGUCAGGAAAGUCUAAAGAAACUCAUCACCAGCAAUGACCCUCUUGUACAAACCCAAACAUCUGUAGCUAACUGUAGCCAGAGCAGUGACAAAGGCCAAGCCUUUGAAUACUCUGCUGAUUUUACAAUAAGACCUUUUAACACCAACCAUUGUAUAAAGGCAAAUACGUCAAUGGUAAUACUACAGGAAUAUUCAAAUACCAGCUCCAUCUGGGGAACCUUCGAUCACACAGGCCAAUUAAUGGCCACCGACCGGACUGGACUACACUCUCCAGCAUCAGACAGAAAAUGUCUCACCCUAAAGACAGGAAAAUUAGCACUAGGUCAUUGUCACGGAGGAAGCAAGAAACAGCACUUUAGUUUUGAAUAUAAAAACCCACAUCAAAUAAAAACAUUAUCGGUCGCAGCAAUUAUAGCACUACACACACAACACUCACUAAAUGGUAAAACCCUGCCGGUAAUUCCACCAAUAACUAGAAGAGAUAUCAACGAUGCGUCGUUACAAAACAAAAUGAGUGUACCACCUAGUCAAGAAAAAAAUCUAAAAAUGUCCACAACAGCAGUUACCCCUACUACUACAAUCACAACAAAGCCAACAACUACUACGGUCAAAACUGCAGCAACCACAUCCAAAAUUACAGUAACCACCACAUCAAAACCAAUAACAACCACAACCACAAAACCAACCACAACCACAAAACCAACCACAACUACAAAACCCACCACAACCACAAAACCCACCACCCCUACAAAACCCACCACCACUACAAAACCAACAACACCCAAACCAACAGCAACAACAAAUUCCCUACAAACAACAACAAAAUCGACGACUACAACAACUACCCCCCCGAGCACAACAUCAACGAGUGCUACAACUUCAAAAACAACCAUAGCCACAAUAAAUUCAACAAAAAAUCAGGCAAGUGAAGCAUUAAAAUUAACAACACUGGAUGAAAAUAGGAAACCGGAGGCAGGCACAUACCAGUCACCAAUCAACGAAGACCCUAACUACGGAUUACCAAAAUCUAUCAACGAACUUAAUAGACACCUUAAAUUUGAAAUCAGCAAAAUGCACGAGCAAUACAAAAUUAGCAUGGAAACUGAACACGAGAACAAAUUAGCUAAGGAAAUCAGAGAUGUUUAUUGCCAGCUUUCAAAAAUUAAGAGAACACAGGCAAUAAUCCUGGCGCAAACAAACGGAAUAUUAGCAGCCGCCGCCUUAGGAUUACCAGUAUGCAGUCGACUGUAUGGUUUUGGACAAGCCAUGACCCUACAGCAAUGCGAACCAAAAAGAAUAUUACUAACUGCCAACGAAACAAAAUGUGGAUUCCAACCUUUUUUUAAUUAUGGAACAAGCGACUGCACAAUUGGAACCGAUGGAUGGUCAAUCCACCCGUACUCUGAGUGUUUUUGGAAAUCACAACUUGUAAACAUCAAUGGAUACCCUCAUGCUUGGGAGCACAACGAAACAAACGGUGAUUGGGUUAGACAGGAAGCCACCAUACACACACCGAAUUUGGACCUGAUCGCCGAAUUUGAAGAACUUCACUUAAACGACUUUGAUUUCGCCCUCAAGAGCCAUCCGGCCCAUGAUACAAUGGAGAUGGAACAACUAAAUAUACUGAACGACUUAGUAGGAAGGUUACAAGAAGGAGAAACAAAAUCUCUACCAAAUAUCAUCGUGACCGAAGAACAAGAUAAUCAAAUUGGGAAUAUGUUUUCUUGGUUCGACACACUUAAAAUUAUGGGAUUAUCUGUAAUAGGAUUUAUACUCUUCCUGAUAUGCCUACGAAUCUUCAUAGUUUGCAACCCUUUCCCACGAAUCAUGCAUCAAGUAGAGAAAAGAAGAAAAAUACGAGAAGCAAAUGAAAGUAAAGACCGACAGGAAAUGGAUUCAAUGCUACCAGAAGGCGUAGAGGAACAGCCCUUCACACGAGAAUUUGCGCCACUACCACUAAUGGCUUCUUCCUCACAAGAUAGAGAAACAGCAAUUAAAAUAAGGAAACCAAGUGCACCCAGAACGGAAAAUUUAUACCCAAUGGCGGAAUUAAAAUGGGAAAAUGAGAACAAAAACUGCACUGGCAGUCAUACGACAUGCACCUACGUCGUUGGUUAUGGAAUGAUCAAUUACAUCGAAGUGGAAAAAGAGUCGGACAGCAACGACGGCAGCAGUAGUACUGUAACUAUUCCUUUAGGAGUAUAA
Daphnia magna is the source of this 4293-nucleotide messenger RNA. RefSeq lists its product as uncharacterized. The transcript is spliced from 5 exons. NCBI's taxonomy places the organism in Eukaryota, Metazoa, Arthropoda, Branchiopoda, Diplostraca, Daphniidae. The coding region runs from base 1 to 4293 and encodes 1430 amino acids. The record is from RefSeq and is a predicted model, not a curated record.